Cooperia oncophora is the source of this 915-nucleotide messenger RNA. The record is from the annotation of a GenBank genome assembly. NCBI's taxonomy places the organism in Eukaryota, Metazoa, Nematoda, Chromadorea, Rhabditida, Trichostrongylidae.
AUGGAAGCGUACUAUAAAGGACAACAAGAACUGCUAUUUGUCGUUCCAUUCAUUGCGAAAAUCCUGUUCUCGUGUGGUAAAACGCAGCUAUUCAGUGCCACAUGUGCUUGGAUACGUUCCAUAUUGAAAGUGUUAGCAGAACUACAUAAUGAACCAGAUUUGAAGAUCAAUUUGAAAUUCGAAAUUGAGGUGUUGUGUAAAGAGCUAUCAGUGGAUUUGGAAUCAUUACCAAUCGAAGGCUUGCUGAAAGACACUGAUCGCCUUGUGAGAGUGACGCAGCAACUAUCAGACCUGAAAACCCUCUCACAGCCCGAUCAAGCUAAUAGCAGUCCUGUCCCGGGGCAAAUGCGACUUGCCCCGGAUGCAGUGUCGGCUCCCGGAGCGGACACGAAGCCUUCGACCCCGAAUCCUGAAUCGGAAGGCUCGUCAGCAAUUGUUGAUGGCACGGCCAGUGCUGUGAUCGUACCACCGCUUCAUUUUGCUUACCAUGAUAUCAACGUGACAUCAUAUGAGGGACUUAUUCCUCAUAUCAAGUUCCAGCUGUCACUACCGUUGUUCCAGAUGCGUGCUAUGACAGCUGGUAUGGCGAUGAUCACCUGCCGUGAUCCUUUGGCUGGCACAAUGGCGUCCUUGCUGCAGCAGUCGUUCACCAAUUCUCUUCGAACAUCAAAUUCUGAACUGUCGAAGAUGAUCGAUGAAGCGGCGCGGGCAAUUACACAGGAUAACAUCGAAUUGACCACAAACUUCAUAGUGAAGACGGCGUGUGAAAAGGCCGCUGCCGAGCUGGAAAAACGACUGGAUGCUGAGUCUGCGCGACGGAUUGCCGCUCGCCGUGAAGGAACGGAAUGGCACGACCCGACUAUGGAAAAGAUUCAAGCUGAACUCCCAGCACGAAUCGCCAUUCAAGUUGGUCCA